Molecule: messenger RNA, 348 nt
Organism: Letharia lupina
Lineage: Eukaryota; Fungi; Ascomycota; Lecanoromycetes; Lecanorales; Parmeliaceae
Exons: 2
Coding region: 1-348 (115 amino acids)
Source: RefSeq, a predicted model, not a curated record
AUGAAUGUUGACAACAACAAACAUACGCUUGGAACGGGCAGCACCAACAACCACAUGCCUGGAAACGGCGGUGGCAGCAACCACAUGCGUGGGAACGGCUGCGGCAAAAAGGUUGAGCGCUCCCGCAAAUGCACCCAGUGUGGUAGCACCAAUCAUACUGGUGCUUCGUGCCCUGUCCGCCGUCCGGCGGCACUUGCUGCGGGCGUGCUGGAGCUUGGUGCUCGUAUGCUGGGUGUGCCCGUUAGGGCCAAAGAUGUGGCCGAGGCUCGCAGGGCCAAGAAAGAGCAGCGGCGGCGGAACAACAAGUUCGCCUCUGGGAGGGGCCAGCGGCAGCUAUUAUGGUCGUGA